Messenger RNA from Ceratina calcarata, 2762 nucleotides. RefSeq names its product SWI/SNF-related, matrix-associated actin-dependent regulator of chromatin, subfamily a, containing DEAD/H box 1 (gene Etl1). Gene Ontology annotation, molecular function: ATP binding. Lineage: Eukaryota; Metazoa; Arthropoda; Insecta; Hymenoptera; Apidae. The transcript has 12 exons. The coding region runs from base 1 to 2487 and encodes 828 amino acids. The record is from RefSeq and is a predicted model, not a curated record.
AUGUCGAAUUCGAAUUCGCCGAAAACAGAUGCAAGCAGCCAAAGCCUCUCCAUAAAUUUGAGACAAUUCCGAUUCCAGAAGAAACAACUGAAACCAUCGAACAUGUCUGAUGAAGACAGCAAUUUAACAGGUUCUGAGAUUCAAUUCAGACGUAAACCAGUAAAUGUAAUCGAGGACAGUGAUAGUGAUGUAGGCAGCUCUGUUAAAGAAGUCUUGGGUGGCAAGGAUAAAAAAGCACGUGACAACACAAAUUGGGACAGUGAUGGUGGUGAUGACAGCUCAAAAAACAAUAGAAAAAGAAAAAAUACCUCCAGAACUAGUAAGAAAAAAAGAAGAAAGAUGAAUAGAAAUGAAGAUGCAGAUUACGAUUCAGAUGAAGCAAGUUUUAAUAAGGAUAAAGUAUUUGAUAGUGAUGAAGAUUCAGAUGUCGAAAUAUCUAAUGAACUUACGGGUGAUAAGAAAGCAGUUUUAGAAUUUAUGCAAACUGCUCUUAUAUCCGAGUUACUGUUAAUGUCUCAAUGUUCUCAAAAGAAAGCAAAUGCUAUCAUACAGGCAAGACCAUUUAAAGAUUGGAGAGAUCUGGUUCGAAAAUUCCAAUACAAUAAGUACUUAGACACAGAACUCUUAAAUUCCGCUCAAGAAUUGCUGGCUACCAGACAAGCAGUAGAAACUCUUAUGAAGAAAUGCCUUCGUCUCUCUACAAAUAUCGAGAAGGUCGUGGCAGCUGGGGCAUCAGCAAUUACGAGUCAACCUAAGGGCUUAUCGUCAGAUUUUAAAUUAGCACCGUACCAGAUGGUUGGAUUGAAUUGGCUCGCUGUAAUGCAUACUCAAAAUGUUAAUGGUAUACUCGCAGACGAGAUGGGUUUGGGAAAAACAGUCCAAGUCAUUGCUUUCCUUACUUAUUUGAAAGAAGCUGGCCUUACAGAUGAAAGAGACGGGCCACAUUUAAUCGUUGUUCCCAGUUCGACGAUGGAAAAUUGGAACAACGAGUUGCAGAGGUGGUCGCCUGGUUUAAACGUUGUACAAUAUUACGGCUCUCAGGAAGAACGGAAAGAAAUGAGAUUAGGAUGGCGAAACGGUGAACUAGACGACGUUGAUGUUUUGUUGACUACGUAUAAUUUAAUUAGCAGUACGCCGGAAGAGCGGAGACUAUUUCGCGUUAUGCCCAUUAAUUACGUUGUUUUCGAUGAAGCUCAUAUGUUGAAAAACAUGGGUACCAUCAGAUACGAAAAUCUCGUCAGAAUUAACGCUAAACAUAGGAUUCUUCUAACGGGUACUCCACUACAAAAUAAUUUAUUGGAACUGAUGUCGCUCUUAAUAUUCGUUAUGCCGUCACUGUUCGCUGGCAAGCAAGCCGAUCUGAAAAGCUUAUUUUCCAGGAAUCCCAAACAACCAGCGGUUAAAAAAGAUAGCGAUCAACCGCUGUUCGAGCAAGAACAAGUGAAAAAUGCGAAACAGAUUAUGAGACCGUUCGUGCUUCGCCGGUUGAAGUCUGAGGUCCUUCGAGAUCUACCUGAGAAAAGUGAUCGCGUCAUCAAGUGUCCCAUGGUGGACAAGCAGCAAAAAAUGUAUAGAAAUUUGGUCGCUGAAUUUACGGCUGAGGCCGAUCAAAGCGCUGUCGUUAACGGCGUUGGGAUGAUGAUGCAGCUAAGGAAAUUGGCCAAUCAUUCGCUUCUAGUUCGAGAUUAUUACAAUGACUCCCGAUUAAGAAUAAUAUCGAGUAGAUUGGCAAAGGAGCAUUCGUACAAACAAAAGAAUGCCGAUUACAUAUUCGAGGAUCUACAGUGGAUGUCAGAUUAUCAGAUAAAUCAGUUAACAAGAACGUACAAGAGUUUGGCUGGCAUGGGACUGCCUCAAGAGCUCAUUCCCGAAGCUGGAAAGUUAAAGGUACUGGAUGAUUUAUUGCCAAAGUUGAAAGAGGACGGGCAUCGGGUGUUAAUUUUCAGUCAAUUCACAAUGGUGUUAGAUAUAUUAGAAGAAUAUUUAACGAUCAAAGGGCGAACGUAUCUAAGAUUGGAUGGAAGUACGCCAGUAACUGAUAGGCAAGAUUUGAUAAAUCAAUUUACAGAAGAUGAAAAUAUAUUCAUAUUUUUGCUAUCAACAAAAGCUGGAGGCCUGGGGAUCAAUCUAACGACUGCCGAUACCGUUAUUAUCCACGAUAUUGAUUUUAAUCCGUACAACGACAAGCAAGCAGAAGACCGCUGCCACAGGGUAGGACAGACAAGACCUGUUAGCAUAAUCAGAUUGUUAAGCGAGGAUACUAUAGAGGAAGGCAUGUACGAGUUAGCUCAAGACAAAUUACAUCUCGAGCAACAGAUUACCGGCGAAGAAGAAAAUGAGAGCACAGACAAGAAAGGCGUAUUGAAGUUACUUAAGAUGACACUGGGACUGGAUCAUAACAGAUCGUUAUCGCUGUCGCCGGCGAAGAACGCGAGAACGAGUAACGGAUUAAUGGGAGGCGAAGAAAAUUGUAAUAUAGAAUUCUAAAGUUAAUUCAUCACUUAAUCAUAUUUUGUAUUAGCAGAAAAGGAUCAACCAUUUUUUAUAUGCGUAUACUCUUAAACUUUGUGAUAAAGUACAGUGUUGCGAUUGCACAAAGAAAAGUCGACGAAACAUGCGGUCAGUCUAUAGUAGAUUUACCAUGUUCUGUAAGUUUGCCUUACUGUUUUGAUUUUAAUGGAGAUGUAAAUGUAGACAUUAUUUAUUCAUUUUUAAUCCCACGUAUUACUAUUUACAUUUUGUAUAUCGUCUAAUCAAUUAGU